AUGGCCGCUUCUGUAACGGCCACCGCCCGAACAAAUGGGAUCACCUCACACUUAAAUGGAAUCACUUCCGAUACCAAUGGGAUCUUCGCACACGCAAAUGGGGCUGUGGUAGCUGCUCCUCCAAAGCCGAGAGUGGUUGAGAACUUCCGGCCAUUGCGUGUCAUUAUCAUUGGUGCUGGCUUUUCCGGCAUCUACUGCGGUGUACGCAUCCCAGAGAAGCUACGCAACAUUGACUUGACCAUAUACGAGAAGAAUGCCGGUAUAGGAGGUACUUGGUAUGAAAAUCGUUACCCAGGGUGUGCCUGUGAUAUUCCAUCUCAUUCAUACCAAUACACAUUUGCACCCAAUCCUAACUGGAGUGACUGGUAUGCUCCGGCAGCAGAGAUUCGCCAGUAUCUCGAGUCCAUUGCAGAAAGGUACUCUGUGGAGAGGUUCAUUAAAACCUCACAUAAAGUAACAGGUGCGACUUGGGAUUCGCAGGCUUCGAAAUGGCAUGUGACAGUCAACAAUCUUACAACCGAAGAAAUUAUUCAUGAUACGGCGGACAUUGUCAUUAGUGCGAGAGGUUCUCUGAAUGAAAUGGCAUGGCCAAAUAUCCCUGGAGUUCACGAGAUGAAGAUCCCAGUUAUGCACUCUGCAGCAUGGGAUGAUAGCAUCAACUUCGAAAACAAGAAGAUUGGCGUAAUUGGCGGCGGAAGUAGCGCAAUUCAAAUCAUUCCCGUCUUACAACGCCUGCCCGGUGUGAAGCUCGACUGCUUUAUCAGAAGUAAGACGUGGAUCUCCAAACCCUUGGGAGAAUCUGCCAUGGCCAUUCUCGGGACUCAGAGCACUCGAUUCACCCAGGAGGAAAAGGAUCGUUUCGCCAACAAUCCAGAAUACUAUCUGAAAUACCGAACAACAAUUGAGCGAGACGGAAACUCUAUUCACAGCGUCACGAUGAAGGACUCGCCAAUGCAGGCCGAUGUUCGAGAUGCCUUUACACAACUCAUGAAGGAGAGACUGGCCAAAAAGCCUGAGAUUUUUGACACUCUUCUUCCCAGCUUCGGCGUCACCUGCAGAAGGCUCACGCCCGGUCUGGGCUACCUUGAAGCCCUGGUUCAGGAUAAUGUUGACUUCAUCAACACGCCCAUCGACAAGGCAACCCCAACAGGAUUGGUGCUCAAGAACGGAGAGACGAGGGAAUUGGACAUCCUCGUUUGUGCGACAGGUUUCCAGACUUCUGCGCCGCCCCCAUUCACCGUUACUGGGAGGAACAAUACGACGAUGCAGGAAAAGUUCGAGCCGUUCCCCGAGACUUACCUCUCUCUCGCCACGGAUGGAUUCCCCAACUACUUUAUGAUGAUGGGCCCUAAUGCUGCUAUUGGCACGGGACCACUCACGACCAUGAUCGAGAAGACCGGAGACUACAUCGUCAAGUGUAUCCGCAAGCUCCAAAAGGAGAACAUUUCAAGCAUGGAACCCAAAGCCGCUCGGGUGAAAGACUUCUCUCAGAUCAUUGAGAAGUAUUUCGACAAGACUGUCUACCUUGAUGAGUGUAAUAGCUGGUACAAGAAGAAAACGAGCAAGGGUGAUCGGAUCGUUGGUAUUUGGCCGGGUAGUGCACUGCAUGCAAUGGAGACUCUCCGCUCCCCCCGCUGGGAAGAUUUCGACUACACGUUCGAGGAGGAUAAGGAUGGAGCAAGCGGCAACCGGUUGGCUUGGUUGGGCGACGGCUGGUCUGCUCCCCAGGUGGAUGAGGAUGCGGGAGAUUUGGCAUAUUUCAUCCAGCCGGGCUUACUGGAUAUUCCCACUGAGCCCCUUCCCGAAAACAACCCAACCUUUAGGAAGCUGGCGUUUUCUCACUAG
Molecule: messenger RNA, 1845 nt
Organism: Clonostachys rhizophaga
Lineage: Eukaryota; Fungi; Ascomycota; Sordariomycetes; Hypocreales; Bionectriaceae
Source: the annotation of a GenBank genome assembly